Molecule: messenger RNA, 2681 nt
Organism: Carassius gibelio (silver crucian carp)
Lineage: Eukaryota; Metazoa; Chordata; Actinopteri; Cypriniformes; Cyprinidae
Product: endoplasmic reticulum membrane adapter protein XK
Exons: 3
Coding region: 158-1471 (437 amino acids)
Cellular component (GO): membrane
Source: RefSeq, a predicted model, not a curated record
CAUGGAGCUCACUGCGCCCUCUACAGUCUAGACGACCGCUUAGAUGACAGCUACUGUGUGAAUCUGCGGCGGCUGCUGGUGGUUGAUACGUCCACUGUAACUUCAAAAUGCGUGCUCACGAGAUCCGAGAACAGAAAACCAACAUGGUUGAGUGAGGAUGAGACUACCCAGCUCUGUCCUUGUGUCGGUGUCUUUGUUUACGGCCGAGACGACGGCUGCUCUGUAUCUGAGCAGCACUUAUCGCUCCGCUGGCGAUCAGAUUUGGCAGUGCUUCACGCUGCUCUUCACGCUUGUUCCAUCCGUGCUGGUGCAGCUCACACUGAUCUUUAUUCACAGAGACCUGAGCAGAGACAGACCUUUAGUGCUGCUGCUUCAUAUAUUACAACUAGGGCCAAUAAUAAGGUGCUUGGAUGCAUUCUGUAUCUAUGGCAGUGCCGGAAAGGUGGAGGAGCCGUAUGUCACCAUCACCCGUAAGAAGCAGAUGCCCCGGGAAGGGCAGACCGAGGAGGUAGAGCAGGAAGUGGGCCAGGCAGAGGGGAAGUUAGUGACCCACAGGGCCGCUUUCGCCAGGACAUCGGUCAUACAGGCCUUCCUGGGCUCUGCACCCCAGCUCACACUGCAACUCUACAUCUGUGUGCUGCAGAAAGGGGUGUCUAUCGGUAGAGGUACACUGAUGGUCAUUUCCCUUCUCUCGAUUGUAUACGGAGCCCUACGCUGCAAUAUUCUGGCCAUAAAGAUACGCUAUGAUGAUUACGAAAUCUCUGUGCGCCCGUUGGCAUACCUGUGUGUGUUCCUGUGGCGAGGGUUCGAGAUCGCCACACGAGUGGCAGUACUGGUCCUUUUCAGCUCUGUGUUGAAGGUAUGGGUGCUUCCGGUGGUGUCGGCCAACUUCGUCCUGUUCUUUCUACACCCAUGGGUUCUCUUCUGGAGCAGCCGCUCUCCUUUCCCGGAGAACAUUGAGAAGACGUUGACCCGUGUCGGGACGACUAUUGUCCUUUGCAUGUUGACCUUCCUGUACGCCGGCAUCAACGUGUUCUGCUGGUCCGCCGUUCAGCUUAGAUUGGGCGACCCUGAUCUGAUCGAUAAGGGUCAGGCAUGGAGACGCCUCGCUGUCUAUUAUUCCCUCCGUUUUGUCGAGAACACGGGGCUGACUUUGAUGUGGUACAUCCACCGGACUGAGUUCUACCAAUGGGUGGACGCUCCCGUGUUAGAACUGUCGCUGUUGUUGGGUUAUGCCACAGCUGUUUUCUUUAUGUUGCUCUUUUACCAGUUUUGCCACCCUUGCAGGCAACUCUUCUCAUCCAGUCCAGCCCAAGGCUUUUGGGAAUGCUGUGGAUCCCUCUGCCUGCUUCGUGGGACGCUCUCCCAGCCAGGCUCCACGAUUACCAAGCCACCAGGGAAAGACACUGGAGAUGAUCCACCCUGCAUUACCAAAGGGGACAUUGGACAGAGUUUGUGCGGCACUGUGUGAGCAAAGCACAGCUCUAAGAAAUAGUUCAACUAAAAAUAACAAUUAUGUCAUCAUUGACUCACCUUCAUGUAAUGCCUGUAUGACUUUUAUUCUUCUUCAGAAGUUUUUUUUUUUUUUUAACUCCAUUGACUUUUAUUGCAUAAACAAAGGCAGUUGUCUUAUAUAAAACAUUUUCUCUUGCAUUCCACGGAAGGUAUAAAGCUUUCUUUUUUAGGUGAAGUAUCCCCUAUAAAAACACUGUAUUGAGUGCCCUUUAAGGAUCAAAAGGGAGAAAUAAAAUGAAAGUGUUGGAUUUCUGCCUUAAUGGUGGAAUGUAAAAGUUUACGCUUGUUGUACUUUGAGAUGAAUAUACUUUUUCUUGUUUGGUUUACAAGGCAAAAGAGCCAGCAUGUUCCGCUGAAGUGCAUGUGAAAUUCCCUACCAAGAUGUAACCGCUGCUUUUGUCUUGUGACGUGGGAGCGCUCUGUCCCUCCUUCGGUGUUAGUUUGAUUAAUGUUAUAGCUGUCUGUGUGUAUGGAUUAUUUAAAGCAGAGUUAUUUAAAAUGUUGUAUUUAAGCUUUUGAUUUUUCCAUCACCUUGGGGACAUUGCUUGCUGAAAAAUGUUUGACAACCUCUCAGGUUCGUUAUUAAUACUUUCUUCUAGUUUAUCUUAUUACUCAACUCAUAAUGUGUGUAAGACUGUGAAAUUAGUCCUGAUUGAUCAUAUGACAGUGUCCUAUCAUGUGAUAACAUAUGGCCUAAAUUCAAGCAAUCGCCUCAAAUAGCUUUCAAAAUGUACGGACAUGUGGAUAGUGAGAAUUAGAGUUGGGUUGCCAGGACCUUCAUAAUCCUGCAAAGAAUGAUUUUAUUGAUUGUUUUUUUCUUUCCUUUGUUUACAUUCCUAUUUUGCACUUGUCUCAUCUGGAGACAUCUUUUGUACAUUAUUCAGAUUUUGUCCUACAAAAAAGUCAAUAUUUUCAUCUAAAGCAGUACGUAGAUGAUUGUGUCUUAACUUUACUGCCCCCCUGUGGGGAGUUGAAUGGCUUGAGUUGAUUCAUUUUGCAAGACUUUGUGAUUGGGUUACAUUUGGAAACUCCCUCAUAUUAUGUCCAUCAGCACUGUAUAGAACACAUCACUGCUUUUGAUAUGUGCAACUGUCAGCUAAACCCGUUUUAAAAAUAAAAUAAAUAAAGGAGAAUGUUAUUUUGUCCAUGGUGGUACACACCGGUUA